AUGGCAUCCACUGUCGUAGACGAAAAGUUGCUUCGUUUCGGUCAGGCCCUCGAGUCCGUCAUCGAUGCAGAGAUUGAGAAGAUAGAAACGGAUGACAUUCAACAACUACGAGAGCGACGGCUAAAGGAGCUCAAGCAACAGGCACAGAAGAAGCAGGAGUGGCUAGCAGCCGGACACGGACACUUUAAAGAGCUUUCCUCAGAAAAGGAGUUUUUCAGUGAAGUCAAAACCUCGGACAACGUCGUCUGUCACUUCUUCCGAAGCAGCCGGCCAUGCCAGAUCAUGGACAAGCACCUUGAGAUCUUGGCGAGAGAGCAUUUAGAAGCCAAGUUCCUGAAGAUCAACGCGGAGAAGAGCCCGUACCUGGCGGAGAAACUGCGCAUAUUCAUGCUCCCGACGCUGGCCUUGGUUCACAAAGGCAAAGUCACAGGAUACGUUGUUGGAUUUGACGAGCUUGGCGAUGGUCUUUUGAUGUUUGAGGUAGUAAGACACUUCUAG
Closterium sp. Naga37s-1 is the source of this 498-nucleotide messenger RNA. The record is from the annotation of a GenBank genome assembly. Lineage: Eukaryota; Viridiplantae; Streptophyta; Zygnematophyceae; Desmidiales; Closteriaceae.